AUGCCCCCCGCCAACUGCUUGGCGCCCAGCGUCGUGGUGGAGGCGUCUGUGGCCAUGCUGCUCCUGCUGGAGGGCGGCCUGGGCCUUCUGGGCAACGCCGUGGCGCUGUGGACCUUCUUCUUCCGCCUGCAGGUGUGGAAACCCUACGCCGUCUACCUGCUCAACCUGGUCGUGGCCGACCUCCUGCUGACCUUCUGCCUGCCCUUCCACGCUGCCUUCUACCUGAGACACAAGACGUGGAGCUUUGGACACGCGUCCUGCCAAAGCCUGUUCUUCCUGCAGGUCCUCAGCCGUGGGGCGGGCAUCGCCUUCCUCACGGCCGUGGCUUUAGACCGGUACUUCCGGGUGGUCCACCCCCGGCUGAAGGUCAACCUCGCGUCCCCCCGGGCGGCCUGGGGGGUGUCGGGCUUCAUGUGGCUGCUGCUGCUCGGCCUCACCCACCAGAGCCUGUUUGUCUCGGAGGCCGCGUGCCCGGGUCUGGAGCCUGUGGGAGAAGUCUCCUUCAGCAUCAUUUGGCAGGAAGCACUGUUCUUCCUGCAGUUUGUCCUUCCCUUUGGGCUCAUCCUGUUUUGCAACGCCAGGAUCCUCAGGACCCUCCAGAGGCGACUCCGAGACCCGGACAAACAGCCCAAGCUGCAGAGGGCCCGGGCGCUGGUGACGGUGGUCGUGGUCCUGUUCGCGGUGUGCUUUCUGCCCAGCUUCUUGGCCCGGAUCUUGGUGGCCGCCUUCCGCAGGGUGGGCGGCUGCGGGUUCCUGGGAGCGAUGGUGCACGUGUGCGACGUGACCAACGGCCUCACCUACCUGCAGAGUGUGCUGAACCCGGUGGUGUACUGCUUCUCCAGCCCCGCGUUCAGAUACUCCUACCGCAAGGUCUUCAACACCCUCAGAGGCCGAGGGAGGGAAACCGAGGCCCCGGGGGACAUCAAAGACUCCUACUCUUGA
Molecule: messenger RNA, 942 nt
Organism: Neomonachus schauinslandi (Hawaiian monk seal)
Lineage: Eukaryota; Metazoa; Chordata; Mammalia; Carnivora; Phocidae
Gene: GPR31
Product: G protein-coupled receptor 31
Exons: 1
Coding region: 1-942 (313 amino acids)
Biological process (GO): G protein-coupled receptor signaling pathway
Cellular component (GO): membrane
Molecular function (GO): G protein-coupled receptor activity
Source: RefSeq, a predicted model, not a curated record